Molecule: messenger RNA, 1162 nt
Organism: Cololabis saira (Pacific saury)
Lineage: Eukaryota; Metazoa; Chordata; Actinopteri; Beloniformes; Belonidae
Product: guanine nucleotide-binding protein G(I)/G(S)/G(O) subunit gamma-2
Exons: 4
Coding region: 197-412 (71 amino acids)
Biological process (GO): G protein-coupled receptor signaling pathway
Cellular component (GO): heterotrimeric G-protein complex
Molecular function (GO): G-protein beta-subunit binding
Source: RefSeq, a predicted model, not a curated record
GAGAGACGGAGAGAAGGAGAGACGGAGAGAAGGAGCGGUGAAGGAGUGGAUCUGCUCCCGGGGGCCGAGCGUUGAUCCAGAGAAACCGCUGCGGACAGGAAACUGCUGACGGAGCCGAAGGCCGACGCCGGGGCGGAUUUGUGGAGGAGUAAACGGAGACGAGGCUGAGCAGACGAGAACCGGACCGAUCGUCGCCAUGGCGACCAAUAACACCGCCAGCAUCGCUCAAGCCAGGAAGCUGGUGGAACAGCUGAAGAUGGAGGCCAACAUCGACAGGAUAAAGGUGUCCAAAGCGGCGGCGGACCUGAUGUCGUACUGCGAAGCUCACGCCAAAGAGGACCCGCUGCUGUCGCCGGUGCCGGCGUCGGAGAACCCGUUCAGGGAGAAGAAAUUCUUCUGCGCCAUCCUGUGAACCCGGCGUUGGCCCUUCAGCCGUCCGCUCGGCGCGGGACUCUGAACGUUCAAAAACUCGUAGACAUCUUCUAGCUGGGAGGGCGCGGCUUUCAUUGCCCCGCCCCCCAAUUUCUCGAUCGGCACCUUAAGAGUGCAACAAUUUAAAAAAAACAGAGAAUUAACAUGUAAAAUUAAAGGGGUUGGUUUCUGACGGGGGGGCGUGGCUUGUUGGUGAGGAGGCGGAGCCAGAAGUUUGAUGGACAACCAGUCAACCAAUCAAAUCUUCAGGUUGUGAUGUGUGCAAACGUUAAAAAAAAAAGAGAUAAAAUGAAAAUAAAAAUAUUUUGUGCUUCUUUUGGGACCUGAAGGUGUGUGUUAGAUGGUUUGUGGGUGGGCGGAGCUUCACACCUGCGCUACCGCUAGGCAACACCUGAGUAUUGGAAUGUUGUUUUUUUUUUUAAGUUUAUUUUUGUUUAUUCUGACUUUACCGCAAUAUCUUUCUAUAACUGUAUGUAAGUGAUCACUGAAGUCUCUUCGCUCUCUUUCUUUCUUUUUUUAAUUUUUACACCAACGAGUUAGCGGAAGCUUUUUUAAUGGGACGUCUGAAACAUUCAACUCUGUGAUUCUGUUUACUGGAAGUCGUCUCCGUGUGUGUCGACAUCUGUCUGGCAAAUGUGAUGCGGUUCGUCUCCUUCAGACACAAAACCCUCUUUCUACUCUUUGUACAAAACGACUAGCGAGUAAACUGUGCUGUGCUGUGACUUCUGAA